Messenger RNA from Euleptes europaea (tarantolino), 3470 nucleotides. RefSeq names its product BCL11 transcription factor B (gene BCL11B). NCBI's taxonomy places the organism in Eukaryota, Metazoa, Chordata, Lepidosauria, Squamata, Sphaerodactylidae. Gene Ontology annotation, cellular component: nucleus. Gene Ontology annotation, biological process: positive regulation of transcription by RNA polymerase II. The transcript has 5 exons. The record is from RefSeq and is a predicted model, not a curated record. Gene Ontology annotation, molecular function: DNA-binding transcription factor activity; RNA polymerase II cis-regulatory region sequence-specific DNA binding. The coding region runs from base 53 to 2491 and encodes 812 amino acids.
UCCCCGACCCGAGUCCAGCUCUCCGGGCGAUGACCAAGUAAAUGCUGGGGCAAUGUCCCGUCGCAAGCAGGGGAACCCGCAGCACUUGUCUCAACGGGAAAUUAUCACGCCAGAGGCUGACCAUGUGGAAACGGCCAUCACCCACGAGGAAGAGAGCCUAGUGCUCGGGGAGCCGGUCGGCCUCAGCAUUGCAGCGGGUGGAGCAGACCCCGACUUAUUAACCUGUGGACAGUGUCAGAUGAACUUCCCCCUGGGAGACAUCUUGGUUUUUAUAGAGCACAAGAAGAAACAGUGCAAUGGCACGGGUGGCAUCUGCUACGAAAAGAACCUGGAUAAGAGCAGUCCUCCCCCUUCGUCGCGCGCCGAGCUCAGGAAAGUGUCAGAGCCAGUGGAAAUCGGGAUCCAAGUCACACCCGAUGAAGAAGACCGUCUUCUCACGCCUACAAAAGGAAUUUGCCCCAAGCAGGAGAACCUUGCAGGGCCGUCCAGGCCUGCAAAGCUGCCGGCGGCCUCCAUAACUGCCUCCUCCCACCCUCACGCAUCAGUGAUCGCACCGCCACCUCUCCGUGCUCUGACCUCAAUCCCGCCUUGCCUUAGCCUGCCCUGCUGUGGUGCGCGCGCAGUCUCAGUUGGCUGGUCUCAGACUGAGACGUCAGGCACAUAUGGAUGUCAUUGUCAGUUGUCAGGUAAAGAUGAGCCUUCAAGCUAUAUUUGCACAACAUGCAAGCAGCCUUUUAAUAGCGCUUGGUUUUUGCUUCAGCAUGCCCAGAACACACAUGGAUUCCGCAUCUACUUGGAAACAAGCCCUUCAAAUAGCUCCCUUACUCCACGCAUCACCAUCCCUCCUCCUCUGGGACCCGAGACUGUUGCACAGUCCCCGUUGAUGAAUUUCCUUGGCGACAACAACCCUUUUAGUCUCUUGCGAAUGACAGGUCCCAUCCUGCGUGAUCACCCUGGCUUCGGCGAAGGUCGGCUCCCCAACACACCUCCCCUCUUCAGCCCUCCGCCUCGUCAUCAUCUGGAUCCACAUCGCCUUAGUGCCGAAGAAAUGGGGUUAGUUGCCCAGCAUCCCAGUGCCUUUGACAGAGUCAUGCGUUUAAACCCCAUGGCAAUUGAGUCGCCAGCGAUGGAUUUCUCUAGAAGGCUUCGAGAACUGGCAGGGAACAACUCCACCCCUCCGCCAGUCUCUCCCAAUCGCAACAACCCUAUGCAUCGCUUGUUGAAUCCUUUCCAGCCAAGCCCUAAAUCACCUUUUUUGAGCACUCCGCCAUUGCCACCGAUGCCCCCAAGCAGCACUACGCCUCCCCAGCCUCAGGCUAAAAGUAAGUCCUGUGAAUUUUGUGGGAAAACUUUCAAGUUCCAGAGCAAUCUCAUUGUUCACCGACGCAGUCACACGGGAGAGAAGCCCUAUAAAUGCCAGCUCUGUGACCAUGCUUGUUCCCAAGCCAGCAAAUUAAAACGCCAUAUGAAAACACAUAUGCACAAAGCUGGGUCCAUGACAGGGAGGUCAGAUGAUGGACUGUCUGCUACAAGCUCCCCUGAGCCUGGCACAAGUGAGCUCACUGGAGAAGGACUAAAGUCUAGGGAUGCAGAUUUCAGGAAUGAGAGUGAUCCUUCCCUCGGGCAUGACAACGAAGAAGAGGAGGAAGAGGAGGAGGAGGAAGAGGAGCUGGAAAACGAAAGUAGGCCCGAGUCGAGCUUCAGCAUGGACUCGGAGCUAAGUCGUAACCGAGAAAAUGGCUCCAAAUCGCUGCCAGAUGAAAAAUCCCUCGUCCUAGGAAAAGUGAUAGAGAAUGUAAGCCUCGGUACCAUCCAGCAAUACAAUGACAUGCUGGCCGAAAAGCAGAAAAGAGGUGGCUUCAUGAAAAGGUCUUCUGAUCAACGAGACCUCUGUCCUCGAGACCUCUGUCAGAGAGACACUGGCGACGAAGACUCAGUGGUGGGAGAACUUGACCGCACUGAGGAAGGGACAGUCAAUGGGAGAAACUUUGGUCCAGGCGAACCCUUUCCAGGCCUGUUCCCUCGUAAGCCAACCCCUAUUACAAGCCCCAGUUUAAACAACUCAUCGAAAAGAAUAAAGAUAGAGAAAGAUUUGGACUUACCACCAGCAACAAUAAUACCUUCUGAAAAUGUUUACUCACAGUGGCUGGUAGGAUAUGCAGCAUCAAGGCACUUCAUGAAGGAUCCGUUUCUAGGAUUCACAGACUCCCGACAAUCCCCCUUUGCUACUUCUUCUGAGCACUCCUCAGAAAACGGAAGCCUGCGUUUCUCCACUCCACCAGGUGAUAUGCUGGAUGGCGGUCUCUCAGGGCGCAGCGGGACGGCGAGCGGAGGCAGUACGCCCCAUAUCAGCGGACCUGGCCCCGGUCGACCCAGUUCAAAGGAAGGGCGGCGGAGCGAUACGUGCGAGUACUGUGGCAAGGUGUUUAAGAAUUGCAGCAACUUAACGGUGCAUCGCCGGAGCCACACGGGAGAGCGGCCUUACAAAUGACAACGCUGCUUAGGAAAUGGAAUGGAAAUGAUUUACUGCUGAAUUAAAACUCAAAUGACACAAAAUUGCAAGUGGUUAUCAUUGAAUGAAAAAAAUUCAGGAACAACGGUUAAUUUUUUUAAAAGUUAAAUUUAGUGCACUCUGUCUUAAAAUACGUUUACAGUAUUGAAUACAUACAAGGGUAAAACAUUGUGUGUAUUGUGUGUUUGAGCAAUCUCUUUUUUUUUCCUCCUCAAAGUUUGCUUAAUAGGUUAUUAAAAAUGCCAUAAUGGCCAUGUGUAUAUUGUUUUCUUUUGGUGACGGGGUUUUAGUAUAUAUUAUAUAUAUUAAAAUUUCUUGAUUACUGUAAAAGUGGACCAGUAUUUGUAAUAAUGGAGAAUGCCUGGGCAUUUUACAAAACCAGAAAGAAAAAAAAAACUUUUUCUCUUUUUUCCUUGAAAAUGUUGCAGUAAAAUUUAAAUGGUGGGUCUAUAAAUUUGUUCUUGUCACUGUAACUGUAAAGUCUGAGUUUUAGUAAAUUUUUUUCUGCCUUGGGUGUUGAAUUUUUAUUUCAAGAAAAAUGUAUAGAAACUUGUAUUUGGGGAUUAAAAGGUGACUGCUACACCAUGUAGAAAAAGUAUGUAGAAAAAAAGUGCUUAAUAUUGUUAUUGCUUUGCAGAAUUAAAAAAAAUCACAUUUCUGACCUGUACCUAUUUUUAUCUCUCUCUCCCCCCUCCCAUCCUCCCUCUUCUGGAAUGGAUAUUGAUAUUGGUUGAUUCAUAUAAUGUAGGCACUUGCUGUAUUUUUACUGGAACUUGUAAUUUUUUAACUGUACGCUUGUCCUUUUAAAGGGAUUUAAUGUACUUUUUUUGUUAGUGAAUUUGGAAAUAAAAAUAAAAACAAACAAACAGGCUGCCAUAAUAUAUUUUUUAAUUUGGCAGGAUAAAAUAGUGCAAAAAAAUAAUUUGUAUGUCAAGAUCUUAUUGUACAGAAGAAGAAG